AUGCCCUACCCUGGACUCAACAAUACACCACCCUAAGGUGAUCCUCUGAGAUAUCUUCCAGUCCAGGGCGUGUCCCGCUAGGUGUGACUGUGUGAGUGUGUGCCAUUAGUAGCUGGAACGGAGCAGAACGUAACAGUCCGCCCACGUACACUCGAACAAAUCGGAGAAAGGGACGGGUGACAAAUCAACUAAUAGCGAGAUUUUGGAAAGUCUGUCAUUAUUUGAGCAAGAGAGCAACUCCAGGUGGACUUUUCUUGAGUCGCUCCGGGACAAAGUCCGACUGCCUUUACUCUAAAAUGACAACGGUUCUCGUUUAUCCUGUCUUGUCGCUGCUGGUCCUUUCCUUUGUGGAGUCAUGUUAUAUUCCUGACUCUCUCCACGUCGUUUCGCCACAAACCAUUCCAGUUGGAUACCAGGUCACAAAAGUUGAAGCUGUUGGCUGUGACCCCAAGACACUUCGUUUCACUGUGGAGGACCCUAGCUUUACGAUACAAAGCAAUGGGGUAAUAGUAGCACUAAGUCCUGUCUCUGUGGCAACCAGAGGGCGGACAUUUUCUGUGAGGGCUCAGGACAAUAGUGGGCCGGGAAGUGAGAUGGAAGUUCACCUUGUCUGCAGUACAAAGCAGGAAAUAAAUGAAAAUGGUCAAGUAAUUUUGAAGCGCACAAAGAGACGCUGGAGUCCUCCCCCCAUCAACAUACUGGAGAAUGACGCAGGACCUUUCCCGAAAUUCUUGGAAACGAUUGUUUCAGAUUCAGAAGUCCAACACGACGUGUACUACACCAUUACAGGACGUGGUGUGAACAUGGACCCAGUUGGCAUUUUUACUCUUGACAGUGAAAAGGGGACUCUGUACGUGUACAAGACACUGGAUCGAGAAAUGAUUGCACAGUAUACACUAACGAUUAAUGCUUUGGACAAAGUAUCCCAUCAGCCAAGAGAUUUACCUUUGGACAUUGUAGUAAAAGUGGACGAUGUAAAUGAUAAUGCGCCAGAGUUCCUUGGCAAUCUUGAGUUUACUGUGCUUGAGCAAAGCUUAGCUGAGGUGGUGGGGAAAGUGAAUGCAACAGACAAAGAUGAUCCCGAAACAGACCAUGUGAGGAUCAGAUACAGGCUCCUUGAUGGGUUGGAUUUUUUUCACAUCCACGCAGAUACAGGUGUCAUCACCACAAUCUCUAAGAAGUUGGACCGAGAGACAAAAGAAACGCACAUGGUUACCAUAGAGCUCAGAGAUUUGAAGGGUGGACACAGGUGUCUUUCUAGCACUGCCACCGCAACAAUCACCUUGAAAGACAUCAACGACAACCCACCAACUUUCACCCAAAGUUCAUAUAAAACUACAGUUCCAGAGAACGAGAGUGACAAACUAAUCCUGAGAAUUCCUGUGAAUGACAAAGAUUUAAAAGACACACCCAACUGGAUUUCCAAAUUUGUCAUCACGAAAGGAAAUGAAAAUGGAAAUUUCAGAAUUGCCACUGAUCCCAAAACAAAUGAGGGGCUUCUUUAUGUUGCAAAGCCCUUAAAUUAUGAGACGACCAAGAAAGUAAUGCUUGAGAUUUCGGCCCAGAAUCAAGAAAAGCUGGUUGGAGCCAGUGCCGAAUGGAUGUCCGUCCCUGUGGAGGUUGCUGUCACCGACGUUGACGAAGGUCCGGAAUUCCUUCCUCCUACUGUUCGCUACGUUGUCCAAGAGAACUUACCAAAUGGCACAGUGAUUGGGAUGUACAAAGCUAUUGAUCCAGAGACCAACAGCAGCGUUGGCAUAUUGUAUUACAAGGUGUCUGAUCCAGGAUCAUGGGUUGGAGUGAACAGCAAUACUGGAGAGCUGACAGUUACGAACACCAUUGACAGAGAGUCCCCUCUUGUCCAGGAUGGGACUUACAACAUCACCGUGAAGGCUGUUGAUGCCACCUCCAAAUCAGGAAUAGGAACCGUAGUCCUUGUGAUAGAGGAUGAAAAUGACAACAAGCCAACAAUUCCAAAGGAACUGACGUUGUGUAAAAAACAAGAUGGCAGCCUGAAUUCCCUGGUGGUUGUGGCUGAAGACAAUGACGCCAGUCCAUUUUCCAGCCCCUUCACCUAUUCCAUGCCAGCAAAACAUGAUGGAAAUUGGGAAGUGUCUUCAUACAAUGGAACGGCGGCUUUGCUGAAGCAAAAGCAAGAACUUCCUCUAGGGCUUCACAAGGUCUCCUUCAUCGCCAAAGAUAUGCAGGGAAAUGGUGGUACUCAGACUACGACAGUGAGGAUCUGCCAAUGCACGAACGGCGCAUGCAUAAAAAGAGGUCGCUCUAUCGAAUUGGGACCACUGGGAAUCCUGACCUUGUUGCUGCCCCUGUUCCUCCUUCUGCUGCUCUGUUUACUGUUGCUCUCCACUUGCACUACAAAGCCAGAGAAGAUUCCACUUGGCGACGGAGAAUACAGUAAAGGAAUCCUCAUUCCAUCGAACACAGAGGCCCCUGGCGAUGAAGUGGAUUCCUUCGCUUUUCAUAGCACUUCAUUAGAGCAGGGAGUAAAAGAUUCAAUGAAGGGCUCUGUAGUGAACACUGGAUGGCUGGGAAACAAAAGCACAAGCACGAUUGGAGGCCAUAGCGUGCAUGAAAAUGGAUACCAACAGUCCAUCGGCCUUAAUGCAAUGAAUACUCAUAGUAUGUCCUCGAGGAAGUUUGAUCAUUACGGUCAGCAUUUUGACACCAUGGGGAGUCAACGUCUCAACAUGAAUGGCAUGGAUUAUGAUCAAUACACUAUGGACAAUAAUCUAGCUCGUACUUGGAAGACACAUGACCUUUAUCUGAAACAGAAACUGGCCCUGAUGGGAGGAGAGAGGGACGAACGCUACGCAGGUGAUAUCAUGCACUCCUAUGACUAUGAGGGGAAUGAGUCUGUCCAUGGCUCCGUGGGAUGCUGCAGUGAAUACGGCGACAAGGAAAAUCUUGACUUUUUGAACACACUUGGGCCAAAGUUCAAAACUCUUGGAGAAGUCUGUACAAAGAGAUGAAAAAAAAGAUAAUGAAGUGGUUUAGGUUUACUUUUCACUGUACAAGAUUUCGAUGCCUGGGUUAUGAAUGCUUGGUAUGGUGCUGAAUGUUUAUCAUGUUAGUGUUUCAUUAUGACAUUUUGGAUUAUUAUUAUUAUUUUUUUUUCUGUUUUGGUAGAAGCUUUUUGCACUGAAAACAAAGCAGUUGUCAGUUUCACACAAGUCAUGUGAUGCUUUCUUUUGUGGUAAUUUCUUCCUAUAGCCUUGGUCAUGUUCAAAUUAAGAUGUAUAUGAAGAUAAUUUAAAGCUUAAAAUCUGUUUAUAAUGACUUGAUUGUUUAGCUUUUAUUAAUCUUGUGUUCACAGAGAAAAAAAUGCAUUUUUAUUGUCAGUUUUGUCUGUAUAGUUUCUGAGACUUCUAUUUUUGGCUGACAUUUCAUACAGUGUUCUAUGUAUAAAACCUUUUUUUGUUUUUUUGUUUUUUUAAACACGUGCAGACUUUGGGA
This is a messenger RNA of Poecilia latipinna (sailfin molly), 3474 nucleotides long. RefSeq names its product desmocollin 2 like (gene dsc2l). Gene Ontology annotation, cellular component: catenin complex; plasma membrane; adherens junction. The transcript is spliced from 16 exons. The record is from RefSeq and is a predicted model, not a curated record. NCBI's taxonomy places the organism in Eukaryota, Metazoa, Chordata, Actinopteri, Cyprinodontiformes, Poeciliidae. Bases 297 to 2990 code for a protein of 897 amino acids. Gene Ontology annotation, biological process: adherens junction organization; cell-cell junction assembly; cell morphogenesis. Gene Ontology annotation, molecular function: beta-catenin binding; calcium ion binding; cadherin binding.